GACUGGUUUCCUGCACACAAGCUGUGUUUAUUCUCUAUAGGAAAAUGGUUAGUCGGUGAGUAACUCCUUUUGUACAUUUUCCUUAGCUUCGCAUUACUUUUUCCCCCAUACAAGAAUAUAGUGAGUUGGUGAGUAAACUACUUCGUUCCACUUUGCAUAACUUUGACAGGAGUAUGUAAGUCGAGUAACUGUCUCCUUGUGCAAACUUUGCAAAGCUUUUAGAUCAAAGCAUUUUUCUCACUACCUUUUUGCUGCAUGUUAGUGUAAAGCAGUUUAACAUAUUUUUCUGGUCUCAGAUUGUAUUUUUUGUUUUGAUGAACAAGUCAAACUUAAUUUAGGCAAGAAUAAUGAGGUAUGUAAUUGUGUUUUUAAGUCGGGGCUGAAAAGAUUUGUUAGAUCAGAAGCCUAUGAUUUCAUGUGAAUAGAUGUUUCUAUUUGAUGGAGUAACUUUGUUUGAUUUUCAGAAUUGAGCAUCCGGCUGGUGGCUACAAGAAAAUCUUUGAGACAUGUGAAGAGUUGAACGAGCCUAUUCCUGCUGUGGUUGUAGGUAUGUGAGGAACGGGUCUGUUAGACUCCACUACCCUUUGGUUUACAAGCGAGGAGAUUUGGGGUUUUAUGAUGGUUAAGAGCGGAGUGAGCACAACAUGGUAACAUGGGUCAUUUCAUGCUGUUUUCAGGUGUGAUCCCAGAAUGGCUGAGCGGCAGUCUGUUGCGCCUGGGACCCGGCCUGUUCGAGGUGGGGGCUGAGCCUUUCUACCAUCUCUUUGAUGGCCAGGCCCUCAUGCACAAGUUUGACCUAAAGAACGGCCAUGUGACCUACUAUCGGAAGUAAGCCCCUCUGUGUGUUGAUGUUGACUUCACUGAUGUGUAACACGUUUACAACCGUGAGGUAGUAAAAUAUAUAUUUCAUGAGGGCAUACAAUAAUUUUACACUUCACACUAGUAGUAGUUGUGCAGUUUUGUGAAACGUUCCCCUCAGCCCAUAAAUUUGACUGGAAUGUUUUGAGGAACCUCAGUGAGGACUGUUUCUCAUUAAAACAGUGAAUACCAAAACACAGUGACCUGCUGCUCUCAAAAGCUUCGGAAAGAGCUGAAACAGAAGUGGGCCUAUCAAUUCCCAAUCUGUAUGUUCCAAGCUACAUGUUUAAAGGAUAUUGGUUGUAAUUGGUUUUAACUACUGUUUCUCUGAAGAUUUGUCAAAACAGAUGCCUAUGUGCGAGCCAUGACAGAGAAAAGAGUGGUCAUCACUGAGUUUGGAACAGCAGCCUACCCAGACCCUUGCAAAAAUAUAUUCUCAAGGUGAUUUGUUAUCAUUUUAUGAUAAUCAAGUUAAAAAACACUCCUCAUGGGUCAUGACUUAGUUAUUAGACGCAACAUACAAAUUGUCCAUUAUUGUCUUUGUAGGUUUUUCACCUAUUUCAAAGGGAUUGAGGUGACAGAUAAUUGCUUAGUGAACGUGUACCCUGUUGGUGAGGAUUUCUAUGCCUGCACAGAAACCAACUACAUCACCAAAGUGGACCCAGACACACUGGAGACUCUGAAAAGGGUAUGUGCUGCUCCCACUGGCUGACAUCAGAUCGAUUGAACAUAAGAACUAUCGUCUCACAUAAACUCUUUCUCCAGGUGGACCUGUGUGACUACCUCUCGGUCAAUGGGGUGACAGCUCAUCCACACAUUGAAAGUGACGGAACGGUGUACAACAUUGGGAACUGUUUUGGGAAGAACAUGUCACUGGCCUACAACAUUGUCAAAAUUCCUCCCACACCGAAAGGUUUGUUCUGUGUACAGCAUUGAAAUUAUUUUCUGGAAGUGAAAUUUCCCUAAAUCAAAUGGCUGUCUGAUUUGUAAUUCUUGUUUUCAGACAAGUCAGAUCCCAUUGCAAAGUCCAAGGUUCUUGUGCAGCUCCCCAGCAGUGAGAGAUUCAAGCCCUCUUAUAUUCACAGGUUAGUGACAUUUCUGAUUGUCAGGGCCCAGUUUUCAAAAGUUAUCUGGAUUUCGCCUACCGGAUAGGAUUAAAUACAUUGAAAAGGAAUGAAUAGAACAGACAAAUCAUUGACUUGAAUGGGGACUCCGCGUUCUAUUCAUUCUAUUUCUAUGCAUUUAAUCCUAUCCGACACAACGAAAUCCAGAUAACUUUUGAAAAACUGGGCCCCUGGAGUUCACAUUCUUGCUUGUAACAUUCUUUCACAUUAAAUGUAUUUCAAUAAUUUUUCUGCGGCCUCCAUCAGCUUUGGAAUGACAGAAAACUACUUUGUCUUCGUUGAGACUCCAGUGAAGAUAAACCUUCUAAAAUUCUUGACCGCUUGGAGCAUCUGGGGCACAAAUUACAUGGAUUGCUUUGAGUCAAACGAAACCAUGGGCGUAAGUAAAGGAACACCUAGACCACUAUUAUCAAACUGUAUACAAGGCCUGUUAGCAUUUCAAUGUGGAUUAUUGAUAUAUUGAUACUAAAUUAAUCUCUAAUGUCUUCAUCACUAGCUAACGGUAUACUUUUUCAUCUAGACAUGGUUCCAUCUGGCUACAAAGGACCCAGCUGAAUACAUAGAGCAUAAAUUCCGGACUUCUGCCUUCAAUCUCUUCCAUCACAUCAACAGCUAUGAGGACGAUGGCUUCAUAGUUGUUGACCUUUGUACUUGGAAAGGGUGAAUACUGACCGGUUGUUGUAAUGACUUGAGAAUAACAUAUGUACAAGACACUUAUCCAGUCCCUCUUUCUCUUGUUCGGCUUUAGUCAUGAGUUUGUCUACAACUACCUAUAUCUGGCCAACCUGAGGGAGAACUGGGAGGAAGUGAAGAAAGCUGCUAUGAGGGCACCUCAGCCAGAGGUCCGGCGAUACGUUCUGCCCAUGGACGUCCACAAGGUAAGCGUUGUGCCCUUAAUCUUGUCAUUUCUGGAGUAGGGAGUUAUCACUGCUUUGAUGUUAUCCUCUCAGGAUAGAGGACUAUAUCACUGAAGUCUUUCCUAUUACUUGAACUUGCAGGAGGAACAGGGGAAGAAUCUGAUAUCCCUUCCGUACACCACAGCCACUGCAGUGAUGCGCAGCGAUGGAACCAUCUGGCUAGAGCCUGAGGUUCUGUUUUCUGGACCACGACAAGGUAACCCACACACAGCUUGUUUCAUUAAACCUUAAGAGCUCACCUAUUCUUAUAGCAUCUAAUGCCACUAAAUAUCUGUUCAUCUGUCAUAUCAUCAGUCAUAAGAUUUUCCUCAUUCGAUUGAAUCAGUCAUUUGAAUUCCUUUAUUAUUGCAGCUUUCGAGUUCCCUCAGAUAAACUACAGUAAGUUCUCUGGGAAGAACUACAGCUAUGCCUAUGGACUGGGCCUGAACCACUUCAUCCCUGACAGGGUGAGUAUAGCACGCAGACGGGAACGCUGGUGGUACAUUACCCAAGUCUGAUGAUUAGGUUUAUGAUUAGACUAACCUGCUAGUACAGUCAUUCAGGGAGUGAGUUUUUGAUUGUGUCCUGCUCUAGAUCUGCAAACUGAACGUGAAGACCAAGGACACGUGGGUGUGGCAGGAGCCAGACUCUUACCCCUCAGAGCCCAUUUUUGUGCAGACCCCAGACUCUGUGGAGGAAGAUGACGGUAAACAGGGGGAUUUUAGGGGAUUCUAUAAUAACAUGACAGACAGGUGGCACAAUCUGUGGUCUUUAACAUUAACUGAUCAGAUAGCAUGACUUACCUAAGCAGGAUCCACCUUAGUGUGAUGUAAAAUGCUGACAUACCAAUAGUAUACAACUUGAGGUGUGAUACGAGUGUAGGUAGGAGGAUUCUCUUGCACACUCCUGUUUUUGUGGUUGUGACACUGCUCUUUUCCCGUUUCCUAGGGGUGUUGUUGAGCAUCGUGGUGAACCCUGGAGCAGACCAGAGGCCAGGGUACCUCCUCAUCCUCAAUGCCAGAGACCUGACAGAGAUCGCACGGGCUGAGGUGGAGGUCAUUAUCCCUGUCACCUUCCAUGGAAUGUAUAAGCCUUAGGACUACUUUCUCAACACAUCUACAAUACCACUCCACAGGACAAAGGGACAAUCAUAAUACUAAAACCUUUGUUGGGAAUAUACUUUAAGACAUCUAGUUAUA
Coregonus sp. 'balchen' is the source of this 4077-nucleotide messenger RNA. NCBI's taxonomy places the organism in Eukaryota, Metazoa, Chordata, Actinopteri, Salmoniformes, Salmonidae. The record is from the annotation of a GenBank genome assembly.